AUGCAUGCGCAACAGGAUGAGAUGCUAGCAACAGCGCUGGAGUCAUCAAUGGUGGCCCCCAACAUGCUCGUGCUAGACGUCGCCCGCCUAGCCCACCUCUUCCUCUCGCCCUCACCCGCCGCUUCCUCUCUUCCUCCUCACCCCCCUCACCCUUCACAUCACCCUUCACAUCACCCUUCACAUCACUCCGCGCAUCACUCCGCGCAUCACUCCGCGCAUCACUCCGCGCAUCACUCCGCGCAUCACUCCGCGCAUCACUCCGCGCAUCACUCCGCGCAUCACUCCGCGCAUCACUCCGCGCAUCACUCCGCGCAUCACUCCGCGCAUCACUCCGCGCAUCACUCCGCGCAUCACUCCGCGCAUCACUCCGCGCAUCACUCCGCGCAUCACUCCGCGCAUCACUCCGCGCAUCACUCCGCGCAUCACUCCGCGCAUCACUCCGCGCAUCACUCCGCGCAUCACUCCGCGCAUCACUCCGCGCAUCACUCCGCGCAUCACUCCGCGCAUCACUCCGCGCAUCACUCCGCGCAUCACUCCGCGCAUCACUCCGCGCAUCACUCCGCGCAUCACUCCGCGCAUCACUCCGCGCAUCACUCCGCGCAUCACUCUCACUCCCAACACCCUCACCACCCACACGGCCCUCACUGCACGCACUGCUCCCAGCAAGCCAGCCACGCAGCGGGUGCUGCUGCUGCCUCUCCCGCUGCCACUGCCACUCCCACUGGUGGUGCUGCUACCAGAAUUCCCACCGUUUCUUCUGUCCCCAGUGCUGCUAGCACUGUUCCCACCCUUUUUCCUGUCCCCAGUGCUGCCAGCACUGUUCCCACCCUUUUUCCUGUCCCCAGUGCUGCCAGCACUGUUCCCAGCUCUCUUUCCUCUCCCACCUCCUCUGUGCCUCCCACCUCCUCUGUGCCUCCCACCUCCUCUGUGCCUCCCUUCCCGCCUGCCAUGCUCGCCGCGGCCCAGGCAGCUGGGAUCUCCCAGUUCGUUCCCCAUUCCCCUGCAACCACCCCUCCCGACAACACAGAAACAACAGCACCACCCUCGCCCGCAGCACCCUCGCCCGCAGCACCCUCGCCCGCAGCACCCUCACGCACUCCCCCAGCAAUCCCAGCACCCCUAUCACCCCUAGCACCCUCAGCAGUCCCAGCCUACCCACCCCAGCCCCACCAACUACCCCCUCUCACCGCCGCGCUCCACGUGGACUCCUCCCGCCCGGUCGCCUUCGUGGCCGUCGAGAUCAUCGAGGCGAGGCACUUAAAGCCAGCGAACCUCGACGGCACGUCAGACGCGUACGUCAAGUGCGCGCUGGGAGCGGCGCGGUUCACCACGCGCAUCGUGUGGGGGUCGCUGGACCCGCAGUGGUUCGCGAGUUCACAGCACCCGUGUUCUCGUGGCGUUUGA
Closterium sp. Yama58-4 is the source of this 1404-nucleotide messenger RNA. NCBI's taxonomy places the organism in Eukaryota, Viridiplantae, Streptophyta, Zygnematophyceae, Desmidiales, Closteriaceae. The record is from the annotation of a GenBank genome assembly.